Toxotes jaculatrix (banded archerfish) is the source of this 1432-nucleotide messenger RNA. It is a transcript of the gene nthl1, whose product is annotated as nth-like DNA glycosylase 1. NCBI's taxonomy places the organism in Eukaryota, Metazoa, Chordata, Actinopteri, Toxotidae. Gene Ontology annotation, cellular component: nucleus. The transcript has 6 exons. Gene Ontology annotation, molecular function: oxidized pyrimidine nucleobase lesion DNA N-glycosylase activity; DNA-(apurinic or apyrimidinic site) endonuclease activity; 4 iron, 4 sulfur cluster binding. The coding region runs from base 40 to 1257 and encodes 405 amino acids. The record is from RefSeq and is a predicted model, not a curated record. Gene Ontology annotation, biological process: base-excision repair; nucleotide-excision repair; base-excision repair, AP site formation.
UACUGCACGAGGGUGUGUUACGUGGUCCCGUGCUUCAUCAUGACCUCUCCUUACUUUAUGCACAGCAGGUCUGCUGUCACUCGGAGUGGAAGUCGAACUGCUGGCUGCAGACCUAAGGCUUCUCUGGGGUCGAAACUCACCUGCAAACGGAGGAACGUGGAUCCAGUUUCCUCUGCGGCGGUGAAGGUGGAGGUGGAGGAGGCGAGGAUCUCAGAGCAAAGACCCUCCUCGGCCUCCUUAUCAGCGGGUGGGUGCCAUGAACUCCUUCGUCAGGACACUGUGCAGCCAAAAACAGAAACAGACGCUCUCCCACUGUCUUCACACAGCCGCAGACGGAGACAGCUAAAGGUGGAAUAUGACAGGGAUGAAGGUGUGUCACAGGUGAAGACCGAACACUGGGAACCUCCCGACUGGACAAAACAAUUAGGAUUCAUUCGUGAGAUGAGGAGCGGCCGAGAUGCACCUGUAGAUAACAUGGGAGCAGAGAAAUGCUACGACACAGAAGCCCCUGCACACGUGAGACGGUUCCAGGUGUUGGUGUCGCUCAUGCUGUCCAGUCAGACCAAGGACCAGGUGACCGCAGCAGCUAUGCAGAAGCUCAGAUCACACGGCUGCACUGUGGAAAACAUACUCAGCACUGAUGAUGAAACACUGGGGAAACUCAUCUAUCCUGUUGGCUUCUGGAGGACUAAAGUGAAGUAUCUGAAGCUGACGUCAGCCAUGCUGCAGAAAGAGUUUGGAGGGGACAUCCCAAACAGCGUGGAGGGGCUGGUUCGCCUGCCAGGAGUUGGACCUAAGAUGGCUCACCUGGCCAUGGACAUCGCCUGGGACCAGGUGUCUGGAAUAGGCGUGGACACACACGUGCAUCGUAUCUCUAAUAGGCUGGGCUGGCUCAAGAAGCCAACCAAGAACCCAGAGGAAACACGCAAGGCCCUGGAGGAGUGGUUACCCAGGGAGCUGUGGAGUGAGAUUAACUGGCUGCUGGUGGGUUUUGGACAGCAGGUUUGCCUGCCCGUCAACCCUCUCUGCUCAGUGUGUCUGAACCAGCACAGCUGUCCAUCUGCCCACAAGCACUCCCCUACAAAGAGGCCUAAAGCUAGAUCACCACGUUCUCCAAGUCCGUCUUCCUUUCAAACAAAAUCUGAACCUGGACAGGAAUCUGCUGUUAAAGAUGAGAGGACAAAGAAGGAGUCACUGAUCACACCUGUUUCCCCCUCCAUGCAGAGGAGGAGGCUAAAGACCAAGGUCAACCACUGAUCACAUAAGUUUUUGUGUGAGCUUUGACCAGAUGUUGGACACAAAGACGCACAUACACUGAAAACAUGCAUAUAAGCUAAAUAUGGUGAAUAUGGUUCCUUUACAUUUGAUAUGAGAUUAAAUACUUUUGUACUGCUAGUGCUGCAUUUUUUUUACCAAAUAAAAAUUGUUUGUA